Molecule: messenger RNA, 3139 nt
Organism: Caenorhabditis angaria
Lineage: Eukaryota; Metazoa; Nematoda; Chromadorea; Rhabditida; Rhabditidae
Source: the annotation of a GenBank genome assembly
AUGGAUGAGAAGAAUACGGCAAAAGCGUUCAAUUUAUCGCAGAAAGCAGUUUACUAUGAACAAGCGAAACGAUACGAGGAGGCGAUUUUCUGCUAUACUGAAUCUGCGAAUUUGCUGCUGAAAUUAUUGCAGGAGAAAAAAUGUAUGUUAAUAUAUCGGAAGAAUGUCAAAGAAUACAUAGAUCGCGCUGAAUUCCUCAAGGCAAAUCUGGAAAAGUUUCAGAAAAAAGUGAGUUUUUUGAAGAAUUUUGAAAUAUUUACUGAUCAACUUUUUAGUAUCCAACAAUUGAGGAAAAUAUUCUGGAAAGUGUUGAAUUUUUGAUGCUAAAAGCUGAUUUGUAUAAAGAAGAUGAUCGAAGUGAACAGGCUUGCAAGAUUUUCGAAAAUGUCGUGGAACAUUGUUUAAAAUCCUCCAAAAACUCACAAAUCUCUCCAGAAUCGAAAAGAAAACUACGGGAACACGCGGAAAAGGCGUUGAUUUCUGCGGAAGAAUUGCAAAAUAUCCGGAAAGUCAAAGAAAUUGAAUUAUCCCUUCCCGAUGUUCCAUCAAGUUCAAAUCUCGGAGCAUUUAUCUCAACUCCAAGUCCUGGCCCAAGUCCAAGUGGUUCUCCAACAAAAGGAAAAUUCACGAAAGAAGAGUUGAAUGUAUUAUCAUCGACAUCAAAUAUAAAUAACAAAUUAUAUGUGCCUUUUCAUAGAUAUGAUCAAAUAAAUGAAUUCAAAGGACAAGUUGGGAAAUUCACUGAUCCUGAUGGAAAAAUUGGGCUGACUCAGAAACAAAAAUCAAGGCUGAAAGGUUGGAAAAGAGUAUCAGAAUUAUAUGAAUCACCAGUUGUUAUAUCUUCAAUUGAUUGUGCAUCAAUCAAGCAAACUCUUAUUUCGGAUUGCUCAUUUAUUUCAUCACUUUCAAUUGCAGCUUUAUACGAGAAUAAAUUCAAAAAGCAGCUUGUAACAAGUAUAAUCUAUCCACAAGAUUCAUCAGGAAAACCAAUUUAUAAUCCAGCUGGAAAAUAUAUGAUCAAAUUUCAUAUAAAUGGAACAUGGCGAAAAGUUGUGAUUGAUGAUUAUUUUCCAGUCGAUGAAAAUGAUCGAAUAAUGUGUUCGCACACAGAUAGAAAAGGUGAAUUAUGGGUUUCAUUAUUAGAAAAAGCAUAUAUGAAAAUAAUGGGCGGAUAUGAUUUUCCUGGUUCAAAUUCGAAUAUUGAUUUGAAUGCAUUAACUGGUUGGAUUCCGGAAAGAAUAUCAAUUCAAACAAAAGCAACAGAAUUUGAUGGGGAUAAAGUAUUUCGGAAAUUAUUUGAUCGAAUGCAUCGAGGAGAUUGUUUGGUGACAUUGGCAACUGGUAGAUUAUCACAAGAAGAUUGUGAAAGAGCUGGAUUAGUUGAAACACAUGCAUAUGCUGUUAUUGAUAUAAGAUGUGUUGAUGUAAGGAUUUUCCGGGGUGGCUGAGAAUGGAUCUUUGAAUUUUGAGAUAUUGAACUCCUCUGUUAGAAAAUCCCGCUGAAUUCUUCAAAUUUUAAUACAAAGUUUCUUCUGUUUAGUAGCCCAAUCCUUAUAAUAUGAGCAAUGUUUGAAAUCGCCUGAAAAAUGAAUAAAAAUUUAUAUUUUCUCCAGAUUCAAACCGAUUUUUUUCCAGAACAAACGGCUCCUAAAACUCAAAAAUCCUUGGACCCAUCUUCGAUGGAAAGGAAAUUAUUCGGAAAAAGAUAAAAUCAACUGGACAAAAUCACUUCAACAACAACUCAAUUAUGAUCCAGAACAAGCUGCAUUGAAAGACGAUGGCGUAUUUUGGAUCGAUUUCGAAAGUGCUUGCCAUUUUUUCGAUGUUUUCUAUGUCAAUUGGAAUCCCGAACUUUUUCCAUUCACUUCGGUUUAUCAUGCCACGUGGAAUCAAUGCAGUGGGCCGGUCAAAGGUGAGCUUUUUUUUGGGAAAUGAAAUUUGAAUUUCCACGUCAAAGUUUCAAAUUUGUGAAUUCAAUUUUUUUAAAGAUAAUUUUAAAGCAUUUUUUGGCAUUGAUCAGAUUAUAAGGAAGGUUUUCAUUUUCAUUACAUAAUGAAAGCCACACAAUCUCCAAUUUCCAACAUGUAUUUUUCCAGAUUUAUACACCGUCGGUGAUAAUCCUCAAUAUUUGCUAACUGUCGAUUGCACUGGAAAAAAAAACGGUGCAGCAGUUUGGAUUUUGUUAACACGGCAUAUCACGAGAAUCGAUGAUUUUGCUGAAAAUAAAGAAUAUAUUACGGUUAUGAUUUAUGAGGCAAAUGGAAAGAAAAUUUAUAUUCCUUGUGAGUUUUUUGAUGAAAUUUCAUAGAAAAUUAUACUGUUUUUGUAAGUUUUGUAAAUAAAAAAUAACAAAUCCGCCUGAAAUUAAAAUUUUUGUCUUGCAGCUGAUCCAAAACCAAUAUCAGACGGAGUUCGUAUAAAUAGUCCACAUUAUUUGUGUCAAUUAGUCACUAAACCAAAUACAAUCACAAAAUACACUCUAGUUGUUGCACAAUAUGAAAAAACAACAACAAUCAAUUAUUCGUUGAGAUUUUAUUCGUCGAUGGAUGUCAAAUUUGAACCACUCAAAUUACCGUAUACAAUUUCGAAGACGCAUAAAGGACAAUGGGAUGGAAAUGUUGAACCUGGAAAGGGGUGAGUACGGUAGAUUUUGGCGGGAAAAAGGAGUUGAGUUAUAUUUUCAGGGCUUCGAUAUUGAAAUUCACAUUGCAUUCAAAAACUGAUACGACCGCUUUGUUUUUCGAACUCAAAGCGCCAAAACAAUUCAGGUGAGCACUUUUGGGAAGAAAAUUUGGAUUUUGAAAUUUGAAAAAGAAAAUAGAAUGGGGUUUUGUUAGGAAACAUUUGAAAAAAAAAAGUUUUUUGUUGAACAUUUUCAAAAAUAAAUUCCCCAAAAAUACCAAUAUUUUUCAGCGUUGCAAUCGAACUCAAACAAGUCACAUCAGAUCGAACAAUAUUUUUCGAAACCAAAAACACAGGUCCAUAUCGUCCCGGUUACACAGUUCUUCAACUCGAAAACGUCCCCGCUGGCCAAUUUUUCAUCAAACUUGCAACUUAUCAAUCCGGACAAAAAGGGCCUUAUUUAUUGAGAAUUGAUUCGACCUCGAAAUUUGAUGUUGAAAAUCAUAAAAUUGUAUAA